This is a messenger RNA of Meloidogyne enterolobii, 310 nucleotides long. The record is from the annotation of a GenBank genome assembly. NCBI's taxonomy places the organism in Eukaryota, Metazoa, Nematoda, Chromadorea, Rhabditida, Meloidogynidae.
AUGAACGUUGAAAAACUACCAUUUAAUAAUUCAACUAUGGACAAAGUACUUUGGGGAGUCAUGGGGACGGCAACUAGUAUUCAUCAAGCUUUUGUUAAAUCAAAUAUGAAAUCAACAAGUGUAAAUCCUCUUGGAGUUUAUAUGCAUAAUUGUUCUGACCCGAAUUUCUUCGAUGUGGAAAAGAUUCUACGAGAGGACAAAUUUGAGGAGAAAGGGAAAUAGAGAAGGAUGAAGGACGAAAAUCUGACCUUUUUGUACAUUUGAAGGAAAAUCUUGGAGAAGAAAAAGUUGGGGCAACAAAACUCAGUUC